AUGCUCGUCCAAUACUGGAGCCUAUUGCUGGCAUGCGGCACGCAACUCUGCGUGGCCGCGUCGCAGCAGCCACGGGCAGAAAGCCCAAUGUCGCAAUUGUCGUCGGUGCCUCCUUGUGCUUUGCCAUGCCUUCUGACCGCGAUAUCCGCCUCGAAGUGCUCUCCGACCGACAUGCAGUGCAUUUGCCACGAUGAUAAUUUGCAAAAAAAUGCAACUGCAUGCAUUUCCCAAUCAUGCAGUCUUUCAGACUCCCUCCACACCAAGAAUAUAACCCAGACGGCCUGCGGCGCCCCCGUUCGCAACAAGACGCAGCAAUACUACACGAUGUCGAUUAUUCUUGGUGUCCUCGCCAUCGCUCUUGUGCUUGUGCGCGUUGCUUUCAAGCAGUUCUGGAGCUCGAGGCGGGCACUUGGCCCCGACGAUAAGAUCAUCCUCUUGACCGUCGUGCUCCGCAUCUCCGGUACCGUCCUCAACAUCAAGGGCCUUGCCGACCACGGCCUGGGCAAGGAUGUGUGGACCAUGUCCGUCAGCGAGCUAAGUACGUUUGUCAUGUGGCUGUACAUCAUGGAAGUCUUGUACCUGGCAGAGCUGUCUAUGCUCAAGCUGAGUCUAUCGGCAUUUUAUCUCUGUGUGUUCCCCGGUACGGGCAUCCGACGGCUGUUAUGGGGGAUCUGCAUUCUCAAUGUCCUUUUUGGCGUCGUCUUUGUCACAGCGGCCAUUUUCCAGUGCACGCCAAUUCACUACUGGUGGACGCAGUACAGCGAGAACCCUGGACAGGGCCAUUGCAUCAACAUCAAUGCCAUGGGUUGGUCGAACGCCACUAUCAGUGUUUUGAUCGACAUCUUGAUGAUUGCCAUUCCCUUGAGCCAGAUUACGAAGCUGCAACUGCAUUGGAGAAAGAAGGUCGGCGUCGUCAUCAUGUUUCUGACUGGAACCUUCGUGACGGUUGUCUCUAUUCUCCGGCUUCGAUCUCUGGUCGGCUUCGCAAACUCCAACAACCCAACUUGGGAUCAAUGGGAGAUUGCCUAUUGGUCGACAAUCGAGGUCAACAUUGGAAUGAUUUGCACAUGUCUUCCUUCGCUGCGACUGCUGCUUUUGCGCCUAUUCCCGAAGUUGCUGGGGAACACGACGGCAUCGGGUCAGAGUGUCUCUUACGCGCAUGGAUCGCGUGGUGCAAAUGUCCUCCGCUCAGAAACAUCACUGGAAAGCCAUGGAAACGAGUUGACCGAUGUGGAUCACGCAAAGGGUAGUGACUGGCAGUCAAAUCUAACCAAGUCCCACGAUGGGCUGGUGAGGUCGGAGCAAGAGGGUACUCGGCGCUAG
Messenger RNA from Akanthomyces muscarius, 1323 nucleotides. RefSeq lists its product as uncharacterized. The record is from RefSeq and is a predicted model, not a curated record. Lineage: Eukaryota; Fungi; Ascomycota; Sordariomycetes; Hypocreales; Cordycipitaceae. The coding region runs from base 1 to 1323 and encodes 440 amino acids. The transcript is spliced from 3 exons.